Molecule: messenger RNA, 920 nt
Organism: Dryobates pubescens (Downy woodpecker)
Lineage: Eukaryota; Metazoa; Chordata; Aves; Piciformes; Picidae
Gene: SHISA5
Product: shisa family member 5
Exons: 5
Coding region: 190-651 (153 amino acids)
Biological process (GO): positive regulation of canonical NF-kappaB signal transduction
Cellular component (GO): endoplasmic reticulum
Source: RefSeq, a predicted model, not a curated record
GGUGAGAACUGUGAAGCAUACACUGAUUUGCAUGGCAAUGCAUAUCCUGCACAAUCCUGUCCCUACUUCUGCUGUGGAUCUUGCACACUUCGAUAUUGUUGCUCUAAUCCUGCCUUAAGACAGAACACCCGGAAAUCUUCUUGUGAUCUGCUGAAGUCAAGGGCUCUUGGCUCAAGCAGUGUCAGUGACAUGCAGUUGUUCUCAGACCCUGAUGAUUACAUUUCUUCUGACCCCAGUUUUGGAACUCUGAUUGCAAUUGGAGUGACUGUUUGUGCCGUGAUUGUCAUCACUAUUAUCCUGUGCCUCACCUGCUCCUGCUGCUGCUUGUAUAAAGCAUGUCGAAGACCACGGCCUGUUGUGACUGCCACAACUGCCACUACAGUGGUUCAUGCUCCCUAUCCCCAACAGCAGGGGGUGGCACCCACCUACCCAGUAGCUCCAUAUCAAGGUUAUCAGCCUGUGGCUAUCCAGCCACAACCUGGGAUGCCAGUAGCACCGUACCCUACGCAUUACCCUCCCCCUUACCCCAUGCAGCCAGCGGGGCCUCCAGCUUAUCAUGAAACCAUGGCAGCUGGUGCUGGAGCACCUUACCCAGUCAGCCAGCCCCCUUACAACCCUGCUUACAUGGAUCCUCAGAAGCCCACCUAUUGAAAAGAUCCACUGUGCUUCUCCAUAUUUUAAGUAUAAUUUGUGCUGUUUACACAAUGCAACUCUAGUAGACUUCUCUGGAAGACAGCAAUCUUUUGUCUAAGCUGAAGUUAAUCCACUAUCUUUUCUUCUGUAAUGUUCUGAGUAUGAGGAAGGAGUCUUUUUUUUUUCCUUGCAGAAGUUGUUAAAUUUAUACCUCAAGCAAAUACAAAGAGAGAUUUUUGCUCUGUAUACAAUGAGAAAAGCAUGCAGAAAGAGUACUCCAGGGGAAA